Trifolium pratense (red clover) is the source of this 1543-nucleotide messenger RNA. RefSeq names its product probable aquaporin SIP2-1. Gene Ontology annotation, biological process: transmembrane transport. The transcript has 5 exons. Lineage: Eukaryota; Viridiplantae; Streptophyta; Magnoliopsida; Fabales; Fabaceae. The coding region runs from base 205 to 924 and encodes 239 amino acids. Gene Ontology annotation, molecular function: channel activity. The record is from RefSeq and is a predicted model, not a curated record. Gene Ontology annotation, cellular component: membrane.
GUUUGACAAACAUCAUCAUAAUUUGUUUGUUUGUACACAGCACAGCGUUGGCAUGCCAUUGGCACCCAUCGAGUAUCAUAUUCAUAUCUCCAUUUCCAGGGCUAUACAUAUUAUUCAUACAUAGAUAGAUUCUUCUUUUAUGUUUGAUUGAAAUUCCAAAAACAAAAGAUAUCACAAAUUCAUCAUUUGUUAUCGUUGUUGAAGAUGGAACGACGUAAUAGAUUGGUUUUUGUAUCAGAUUUUGUUCUAUCUUUCAUGUGGGUGUGUUCUGGUGUUCUCGUUAGAUUAUUCGUCUUCAAAGUUCUUGGCUUUUCUCAUACCCAUAUUGCUGAGAUUGUAAAGAUUUCAUUUUCCAUACUCAACAUGUUCUUCUUUGCUCUCCUUGGCAAGAUUUCUCAUGGUGGGGCCUACAAUCCUCUCACUGUUUUGUCUGAUGCUAUCUCUGGAGAUUUUCUUAACUUCCUUUUCUGCAUUGGUUCUAGAAUUCCUGCUCAGGUGUUUGGAUCUAUUGUUGGAGUUAGACUUCUUAUUGAAACCAUUCCUGAAGUAGGGAAAGGACCGCGUUUGAAUGUUGACAUUCAUCGGGGAGCAUUGACAGAAGGAUUACUAACAUUUGCAAUUGUAAGCAUUUCACUUGGACUUGCCGCAUCAAAAAUCCGUGGAAGUUUCUUCAUGAAGACUUGGAUUUCCAGCCUCUCCAAGUUAACACUUAAUAUACUUGGUUCUGAUCUGACCGGUGGUGUUAUGAACCCCGCAUCUGUAAUGGGAUGGGCUUAUGCUCGAGGCGAUCACAUAACAAAGGAGCACUUCCUUGUAUACUGGCUUGCCCCUAUAGAGGGAACUAUUUUCGCAGUGUGGACAUUCAAAUUCUUAGUCCGGCCAGUAAUACAAGGUACAACAGGCGCAAAAAGUAAAUCAGAUUGAAGAAACUCCGUUUUCUAAUAGAAGUUUGAAGUUUGAUUCUAUCUGGCUUUCAAUGAUUAUUCGUGUAGUGUAGUGGUUUGAUAAAUGUAUUAGCAAGCAAAAUGUAUAUAGUUUCCUAAGAUUGACAAGCAUAACAAAGUUAAACUGUUGGCAACUGUCGAAUUAUAAGUGUCAUUGCACGUACGAUCCUUUUUCUUGGUUUUGAGUUUGUAAAUUAUAAGUAAAUCAAUCAGAUUAUUCAUAUGGUUUUCAAUGUGACAAUCUUCUCCAAUAAGAAUGGGACCAAUAUAUCCCAGGUGGUGGUUCUCCCAAUUUGAAAUGUAGCGGCUCCAUGACGAUUGGUAUGAGGAUACUUGCAAAAGACGAUUGACACAUAAAUCAGGUUGUGAAUAAUGUGGCGGUGAGGAACAUGAGAAAUUUGGAUUUCUUGCAUUUAAGCAAUCACUCGAUUACUGAUCUAAAUUGUCGGCUGGAAAUUAGACUCAUGUAGACACAAGCUGCUCAAUUCCAAAAUCCCAAUAGCAAGUUAGAUUUGUUGAAAUUAUUUUGAAUGUAGUGAUUCUUUUUUUCUUUGAAAUGAUGAUUAUUUUUACGAUCUAUUCAUGUUUUUUUAGAUCAA